AUGUACAAAGUUGUCACGAUUUUUAUAAUUCAACGACAGAAAUUGGAAAGAUUAACUGAAGAAAAUUUUGCUGCUUAUUUUAGAUUUAUUUCUUAUUUUGUUAGUCAUAACGUUAUGAACAUCAAAGAUGGAUGUUUAUCGAUUUCGUGGAAUAUCAGUUUUGAUGCAAUGGAAAGUAAAACUUUCUCAUUAGAUUUUCGUGGAGAUGGUUGA
This is a messenger RNA of Clunio marinus, 213 nucleotides long. Lineage: Eukaryota; Metazoa; Arthropoda; Insecta; Diptera; Chironomidae. The record is from the annotation of a GenBank genome assembly.